Messenger RNA from Papaver somniferum (opium poppy), 642 nucleotides. RefSeq lists its product as uncharacterized. The transcript is spliced from 2 exons. Bases 1 to 642 code for a protein of 213 amino acids. Gene Ontology annotation, molecular function: malonate-semialdehyde dehydrogenase (acetylating, [NAD(P)+]) activity; methylmalonate-semialdehyde dehydrogenase (acylating, NAD+) activity. Lineage: Eukaryota; Viridiplantae; Streptophyta; Magnoliopsida; Ranunculales; Papaveraceae. Gene Ontology annotation, biological process: L-valine catabolic process; thymine catabolic process. The record is from RefSeq and is a predicted model, not a curated record. Gene Ontology annotation, cellular component: mitochondrion.
AUGCAAUGCGAGAGAAGUGGCUUGCAUGUCAGCCACAAGGGUAAAAAACAUAUAUCAAAGACAACAAAUGUGAAGAAAAGGCAUUCUGGUACUAAGAAAUGCGGGUGUCCAUUUAUGCUCAGUGCUCUUUGUGGAGAUGAUGGAAAAUGGCGGGUAAGGGUAAAGUGUGGUUCUCAUAAUCAUGAUCUCCCUAAAACUCUUACCGGACAUGCAUACGUAGCAAGGUUGAAGGAUGAAGAAUUCAAUAAAGUAGAGAGCUUUAUUGUGGCUGGUGCUAAACCUUGGAAUAUUUCAACUUCGAUAAAACAGGACAAUAAGGAUAAUUGUUGUACUAUAAGAAAUGUGUACAACGCUAGAGCUAAACUAAAAGAAAUUUGGAAUGAGGGCAGGUCGGUAAUGCAACAAUUCAUGAAGUUGUUAGAAGAACACAAAUACACAGUUGAACGCAAGCAUGAUCCCAUAACAAAGGAGACGUUUACGGUUGCGCUUGCUUUUAUCAGUAGAGAGAAAAUUGAAAACUACAUAUUGGCUUUGCAAUGUGUCAAACGUUUAUAUCGGGAUAAUGAGGUUUCUUCAGUAGUUGUAACUGAUGCAUAUAGUGGCUUUUUUAGUGCAGUAGAGUAUGUGUUUCCAAGGGCAUAG